ACUUCAAUCCAACUUUUCUCGUAAUGAUUUAGACUUUUUUGACUAAAAAUAAUCGUUUUUGCCUUUUAGAUGCCUGGUGGCGCUACAGUAAAGGACGUGAAUGCUCACGAUUUCGUGAAGGCUAUGGCAGCCUUCUUGAAAAAAUCUGGCAACCUAAAAGUCCCAGAUUGGGUAGAUCUGGUCAAGACUGGCAAGUAUAAGGAGCUUGCACCUUACGAUUCUGACUGGUAUUAYGUUAGAGCUGCUGCUGUUCUUCGACAUGUCUAUCUUCGUGGAGGUGUUGGUGUUGGUGCUCUUACUAAAGUCUAUGGAGGUAGCAAAAAYCGUGGUGUUGCUCCCAGCCACUUUGUCAAAGGUUCGUCAUCUAUUGCUCGCUCUGUUUUAAAGUCACUGGAGCAGAUGAAACUCAUUGAAAAGAAGGAAGGAGGUGGCCGUUUCAUCACAAGCCAGGGCCAGAGAGAUAUGGAUCGUAUUGCAGGCCAGGUUCUUGGAAGUUCUCAUUAAAUGUGAAAAGCAAUGAAAAAUAAAAAUAAAAAUUCUUCCUGAUAAAAA
Molecule: messenger RNA, 552 nt
Organism: Actinia tenebrosa (Australian red waratah sea anemone)
Lineage: Eukaryota; Metazoa; Cnidaria; Anthozoa; Actiniaria; Actiniidae
Product: small ribosomal subunit protein eS19-like
Biological process (GO): ribosomal small subunit assembly; translation
Cellular component (GO): ribosome; cytosolic small ribosomal subunit
Molecular function (GO): structural constituent of ribosome; RNA binding
Source: RefSeq, a predicted model, not a curated record